AUGUCUUACGGCGGUGGUGGCUACGGAGGUCGCGGCGGCGGCGGCGGAGGUGGCGGAUACGGCGGCGGAGGAGGCUACGGCGGCUCCAACGGGUAUGACUCGAAUUAUGGAGGCUACGACUACGGCUCUCGCGGCGGCUAUGAUGAUCGAUCCUACUCGAAUGGAUACAGCAACGGCGGUUCAAACGGCUACGGCGGAGGCGGUGGUGGCUACUCCAACGGCGGUGGCUACGGAGGAGGUGGAGGUGGUUACGGCGGCGGUGGAGGUGGCUACGGUGGUGGCGGUGACAAAAUGUCUCAACUUGGUGCUGGUCUCAAGCAGCAGAACUGGGACAUGGAUACACUUCCAAAGUUUGAGAAGUCCUUCUACAAGGAGGCUCCAACAGUUGCCGCUCGCACACCAGCCGAGGUCGACGAGUUCCGUCGCGUCAACCAGAUCACAAUCCAAGGUCGCGAUGUGCCGAAGCCAGUCGAGACCUUCGACGAGGCUGGUUUCCCGAACUAUGUCAUGAGCGAGGUCAAGGCACAAGGCUUCCCCAAGCCAACUGCCAUCCAAUCGCAAGGUUGGCCCAUGGCCCUCUCAGGUCGCGACGUUGUCGGUGUCGCAGAGACUGGUUCCGGAAAGACGCUCACCUACACGCUUCCCGCCAUCGUCCACAUCAAUGCACAGCCGCUCCUCGCACAGGGCGACGGUCCAAUCGUCCUCAUUCUCGCUCCCACCCGUGAGCUCGCAGUCCAGAUUCAAGAGGAAGUCAGCAAGUUCGGAAAGUCAUCUCGGAUACGAAACACCUGUGUGUACGGUGGUGUGCCCAAGGGUGGACAGAUCAGAGACCUCGCUAGGGGCGUGGAAGUCUGCAUCGCCACUCCCGGCCGUCUCAUCGACAUGCUCGAGUCUGGCAAGACCAACUUGCGCCGUGUGACUUACCUCGUUCUCGACGAGGCUGAUCGCAUGUUGGACAUGGGUUUCGAGCCACAGAUCCGCAAGAUCAUCGGUCAGAUUCGCCCAGAUCGUCAGACAUGCAUGUGGUCUGCAACUUGGCCAAAGGAAGUCCGCCAGCUCGCUUCCGACUACCAGAACAACUUCAUCCAGGUCAACAUCGGUUCGCACGACCUGGCCGCUAACCACCGUAUCACCCAGAUCGUCGAGGUCGUCUCCGACUUCGAGAAGCGCGACAAGAUGAUCAAGCACCUCGAGAAGAUUAUGGAGGACAAGGCUAACAAGAUCCUCAUCUUCACCGGCACCAAGCGCAUUGCCGACGACAUCACCCGCUUCCUUCGUCAGGACGGCUGGCCGGCCCUUUCCAUUCACGGUGACAAGCAGCAGAACGAGCGUGACUGGGUGCUCAACGAGUUCAAGACCGGAAAGAGCCCCAUCAUGGUUGCCACCGACGUGGCUUCGCGUGGUAUCGACGUCAAGGACAUCACUCAUGUCUUCAACUACGACUACCCAAACAACUCAGAGGACUACGUGCACCGUAUCGGUCGUACUGGUCGUGCUGGCCGCUUGGGUACCGCCAUUACCCUCUUCACCACUGACAACUCCAAGCAGGCACGCGAGCUCGUUGGCAUCCUGAGCGAAGCCAAGCAGAACGUCGACCCACGCCUUGCCGAGAUGGCUCGCUACGGUGGCGGCGGAGGUGGCGGUGGCCGCGGCUGGGGUGGAGGUCGUGGUCGAGGUGGAGGCCGUGGAGGCCGUGGCGGAUGGACCGGCUCGAAUAACGCUCCUCUCGGUGGCGAACGUCAGCGCUGGUAG
Fulvia fulva is the source of this 1752-nucleotide messenger RNA. RefSeq names its product ATP-dependent RNA helicase dbp2. Gene Ontology annotation, biological process: rRNA processing. The transcript is spliced from 4 exons. Lineage: Eukaryota; Fungi; Ascomycota; Dothideomycetes; Mycosphaerellales; Mycosphaerellaceae. The record is from RefSeq and is a predicted model, not a curated record. Gene Ontology annotation, cellular component: nucleus; ribonucleoprotein complex; cytoplasm. Bases 1 to 1752 code for a protein of 583 amino acids. Gene Ontology annotation, molecular function: ATP binding; RNA binding; RNA helicase activity.